CGGAACUGGUUCUACCGAAUGCUUGUAAAAACUGAGCGAGGUGAGCAAGUAGGGAGAGAUAUGUUCAUAGACGGAUUCUGCAGUCGAACAAUAAGGGCGAAGCUGCGAAAGCAGUUUUUCCCACUCAAUCAUACGCUGCAGCAGAUCAUGGCCGCUGCAGAAGAAAUGGAACGGAAGUUUGCGGCGAACUUCCUGGAAGGAAAAGACUAUUCUAGGGAAGGAGAUUCGUCUGAACUCGCAAGGGCAAAAACCGAACUGGCUGCGAUGCAAAACAAGUUCGAAAACAUGGGGUUUGUGUCGGAUCUUGUCACUUACAUGGAACAGGUAGCCCAUAAACGACCGAUUCCAAGUGAGAUCCCGAGUGCCCCUGUUCCUGUGAUGCCGACGCCUAUACGAACGGAACCCCUGCCCCCAAUUGAGACUCCCAUCGGUGCGGCAGAUCACCGCCAACCGAUCACGCACGAGUUAACGAUCCCCCUCGUGCAGCUGGCCGACGAUCUCCCUCUUGAGAUCGUCUCGCAGAGCGAUGACAUCCCGGUCCCGCACGUUCUCACGCGGACCUUGGCGCCAUAUCUUCAGUGUUCGGCGUGCUUAGAGGAACCAGGAAGCGACCGCAACCCACCAUCACAGCGUGGGUAUCUGGACCCGCACGAAAAAGUCGACCUCGUCUUCUUCCAAGAUCGAACAACUUUCGAGAACGAGGAGGAAGAAGAGCAAGAGGACGACGAAGAAGAAGAAAACGAGGAGGAGUAUGAAGGAUUCGAGGAGGAAGUGCGCGACGAGGCUCGGGCGCAGGCCCAGGCACGGAAGAGGGAAGAAAUCGCGGUCGGGAAGCGACCAUUGGAAUUCGCCAGAGCAGCCGGCCAGCCGCUCACCGACGAUCUGGUCCGGGACCCACAGCCGCCUAAGCCCAAGGAUGGAGAGACAGCUGGCGAGACUUCGGCCGCACCAGCAAGGCGGCGACGGAGCAGAUCCCCCUCCCCCUCCACCACCGACCGCCCAUCAACUCGUCCAUGUAUCGAUGCGGGGCAUCGGGCUUCAUCCCCGGUCCUUAUCCCGCCAGUGCAGCAAAGGUCAGCAUGGCUUUUAUUGAGAGGAGGGCGUGGGAUUGCGAGAUCCCGACGGAAGAGGAGGAACAGGUGGGAAGGGCUGUUUACAUUGGCUACUUGGGCACGUACUCUUGACAGGUGGAGCCUAACCCGUCCUCUGGCAAGCUGGGUGUCGGGUUUCGAUCUGCCAUUUAAUCAUAUCCGUAACGAAGAAGAAGAAGGAUCCUUCCAAGGGAGGCGAAACUUUUCUUCCUUCUCGCUUACCGGGGUUUUUCUCGCCGUCGUUCUGGCCGGAUGCCGCAAACGACGCGAGUGUUCGGCACAACAGACCUUCUCGCUUACCGGGGUUUUUCUCGCCGUCGUUCUGGCCGGAUGCCGCAAACGACGCGAGUGUUCGGCACAACAGAAGCUGUGCUGCUGUGGUAAAGUAACAGAGUCGCGUCGUACUCCCUCGAAAGUUAGUUUCGUGAUCGAUUGAUUCUUUGAUUAAUCGAUUGAUCCCGAGAUUACUCCAAUGGAUAAUCAAUAAAUCAAGGGAUCGAGGUCGGCGACCGACCUGUGCUUUGAUUCCUGAGCCAAUCGAUAGAUCGAUCGAUCGAGAGAGUCGGAUCGUUCGGAAUAUACUGGUCGAUCUGCGUGUACGCAGUUGGUUAAUUCGUUCGCUGAUCGACAGAUCUACCGAUCGAGACCGGAGUGAGUCACGAUCCAUUUGAUCGCUCAGGACCAGCGGUCAAUCUACGUAUUUGAAAAGUGGGUCGGUUGAGUAUUGAAUCUUGAUUACUCGGCUCAUCAACAACUGACGGCUGUCGAGCGAGAACCGGCAGUCAAUCUACGUAUCCGAUCGCUUGAAAUCAGCAGUCGGUCUGUGUAUUUGAUUGGUUGGUUGAUUGGUUCGUUGGGUAAUUUACAGAUCAAUAAACGGAGAACCGAUCUCUAUCCGAUCGCUCGAAAUCAGUGGUCGAUCUGUGUAUCUGGUUGGCUGGUUGGUUGCCGCCUUGGGGGGGUCGUAGUCGAUAGAACGAGGGAUUGAGACCUGAUCGAUCCAUUUGAUCGAGAGCCUUAUUCUAUUUGAUCGGUUGGUAAUCAAUCAGUCAGUGAUCUUUGAGUGUUGGUUGGUUGGUUGCCUCCUCGUGGGGCGGCGGCUCUAAUCGAUAGAACGACGGAUCGAAGGCGGCGGAUCUAAUCGAUAGGACGACUGAUCGAGACCCGAUCGAUCCGAUCGACCGAGAGUCUUAUUCUAUUUGAUCGGUCAGUAAUCAGUCAAUUCAUCUGUGAGUACGCGGAAGGUCGUAGUAGAUAAGUGAGGUCGUUGGUAAGUUUUAGUUGCCCGUGGGCGUCGAGCGGCAAGCGAGCGAACAUGUUGGAGCUGUGUACGAUUUGCGCAAUCGCGCAACGGGCUACGAGGAUCGGCGUGAAACUCGUAGAGAGUGCGGCAAGAGAAGCCGGGAGCCAAAGAUCUUCGUCUUCAUCAUCCUUCCAGGGAACAGAUCAGCCCCCUCCGGCGUCGCGACCCAUUUACGUUGCCAGUGCAGGGUUUUCGUCGAUUUACGCCCCCAGAUGAUGUCGCCACGACUGUACUCUUUUCUCCGCCUUCUCUCUUCGUGAUGACAAUGGUCCAAAUGCACGUUCUCCUCCUUGUCAUCAUCAUCAUCUUCCUUCCGCCUACAUUUGGACCAUUUAUAUCACGAAAAGGAGGACGACGAUGAUGACAAGGAGGAGGACGAUGAUGAUAAUGGGGAGCCUGAAGGAGAUGGUCUGGAUUGCUCUUCAUGGAGGGAAGAGGGGAAGAGUGGGGGGCUAUCUGUGUGCCCGUCAGGAGGAAGGAUCGUCGCGCGGGUGGGAAGCAUGGUGCUGAGAAUGGAUGUGAUGGAGGUUUGAUCUGGAGUUUGUCGCUCUCGUGGGGAGAAUUUCAAUUGAGUGCUCGAUGCCCGGCUGGUGGCGGGCUUGGUCGUUGUGGAGUGACUCUUCACGUUUAUGGACGGAGACAUGAUCUUGCUUCUUCACCGAAUGCUCGGUAGAUUCUUCACUUCGACGUGUUCAGAAAAUGGAGCCGGCUGUAGGGCCAGCGGCUUCGCUGCUGCUGAUUGCCGGUUCGGUUGGUUUUGCUGGACAUAUGACCAAAAGGAGUUUGAAGAUAAAUCAGCAAGCGGCAAAAAAAAAAAAAAAAAAAAAAAAAAAAAGAGGCUAGAGGUCGACAAGAGGCAUAAAUGACCAAACGGGGCAUAAUAAAUGGGAGCAUAGCUCGACUGGCUGUCUCAAAGAACGUCAGAUGGAGAGAGAGAACAGCUAACGGAGAUACCGUUAGCUUGAACGGCACGAGUUUGGUCGCCCCGUUAGCGUGAACGACGGGGUGAGAGGACAGCAAACGGAGAGUCCAGCUAACGGAGAGAGAGAACGGAUAAUGAAGAGACCGUUAGCGGUCUACACAAGUUUAAUCUCGCCGUUAGCUUGAACGACGGAGAGAGCGGAGAAGAUAGCAAACGGAGAGAACAGCUAACGGAGAGAGAGAGAACAGCAAAACGGAGAGAAGCCGUUAGUCGAUUUGCCGAGAGAGAACAAUUACCGAAGAGAGAGGAACAAACGGAGAGACCGUUAGCUCUACGGCACAAUUUGGGCGCCGUUAUUGCGUUCCGUCUAAGAUAAGCCUGUCGUGUCGUAGCAUGUAGUGCACUGGACAAAGAUGAAGAAGAAGGAGAGGAGGGAGAAAAGAGAAAAAAUCAACCCGACACGACGAAGAUGGAGAGGAGGGAGAACAGAGAAAAAAUCAAGCGGACACGACAUUUGGCCUACCAGGUUUGAAUUCAAUUUGGUGGCUACCGUCUUCCCCCGAGCAUAACGCACCGUCAUUUUGCCUGUACCGGACCGGAAAGAUAGCUUCUAUACAUGCAUGAUCAGGGUGCGUUAUGUUCGGGUAUCGGAGACUCAAUCAGGCAGUGACACGUGGCAGCACGACGUCUACGGCGUGUGAAUUCUCGUAUGGCGUGGGCGACAGGGCAUCAUGACAUUUGGACAGACGAAGUGGGAGGUGGCAAAUCUUCUGUUUCGUCUGUCACUGCCGUUAAUAUGUCGUAAUCUGCACUUGUUUAACUCUCUUGUCUAUUUCAGAAAAUCGGACACCAUAUUAUCUAUCUAUCGAUACAUAUAUAUAUAUGUAUAUAUUGGUGGCCGUUGAAUCUGGUAAAAGAGAGCUUCUCUGGGGACUGCGGCUGAAGCUGCGGGAUGCGACUGUUGGAGUUUGAAAUGGAAGUGGAAUCGGGAUAUGGAGUUGGGAUAUGGAGAUCCCAAUCGUGGAGUCGGAAGUGAAAACGGCAGUCACUGUGGACGUGAGAUUACAGGGAACGUGUUUUAAACGUUUAAUGAACGUUGAAAGUAGCGAGUUAAGUUUUCAAUUCUUUCUUCCAUUAGACACUGUCGGUAGUUUUUUUUUUUGUUCAGAGUUUUUUUUUUUGUUCUUGUUGUUGCUGUGCGUUUUGAGUUUCCAUUUGCUGUCGAUAGUUGUAGUUUUGUUUUUAGUUUUCGUUUUUGUUGACAUGGAUAUUUCUUGUUGACGUCAACAUGAAAUAAACCAAGACAGAAGGGUGGCAGAGCAAGCGAGCGAGCGACCGAGAGCAAGAGAGAGAGAGAGGGAGAGAGAGAGAUGAUUUGUAUGCCAGCGGAAGGAAUUUUUGUUUUUUGUUUUUUGUUUUUUCGGUUCGUUCGCGGAAGGGUUCGCAAAUCUUCGCUCUCUUUCCGAAAGGCCUGUCUAGAGCUC
Chara braunii is the source of this 4800-nucleotide messenger RNA. The record is from the annotation of a GenBank genome assembly. Lineage: Eukaryota; Viridiplantae; Streptophyta; Charophyceae; Charales; Characeae.